AUGAAUUCAUUCAAUGGAAGUACUGUGUCAGUGGAGCUUGAAUGCUCCAGACCUCAAGAUGUAUUCAGUAUAGAAAUCGUACGGCAUAUAAAUUGCACCACGAAGUCAUGCAGUGGUCACAUCAUCCAGACUGACUUCAGCUCGAUUGAUGUGCUGCGUUUUAACCGCACGUUUACCUGGAAUCUAACGGCUGCAGCGCCAAAAGCUUUCCAAAUAGAUUUCACUAACACGGGUCUUAAACAGAUCAGUCCAUCUGAGAAAUGUCCAGACAGACACACCUACACCCUCCAGGCCUUCCAGUCUACGGGCAAUGUGGCUGUGGGGAAGUACUGCAGAAGUGGCACCAUCAGCAGUGCUCAGAUUUUGAAAAGUGGCAGCUUUUCUGUGGACGUCCCAGCAGAGCAGAAGCUGCAAAAUGACAAGUUUAAUGUGACUGUGGGGGAAAAAAUCAAGUCUCUUGCCCGAAUUUCUCUGACUUUACCAAAAGGGAUCUCUUCCUCAGAGCUGCUCUCGCCGGACUACCCAGAGAGUUUUCCUGAUGACGACAUCAUGGAGUGGUACUUUCAGGUCCCAGACAAACACAGGGUUGAUGUUCAGUUUCUAAACCUCACACAGCCAGAUUGUGUGAAGAAGGAAGCAGCAGUGGAGUACCACCAGAAAGGCAGGGUGACAUCAGUUCUGGGGCUCAUGGACGCACAGCCGCUCCAGAACCAGGGAGACUUUUUGCUCACGCUGAGGAACUGCGAGAUGGAGAGAGCACCUGCUGAUUCUCCUGGACUCACCUUCACUCUCAAGGUCUCCAUCACAUUAUUGUCAUGUAAAGUAGAUCUCAGCAAAACUGAGGGCCUUUCUCUGAACAUUUCUACGUUGGCACCGACCCCUGACUGCGUGAUGAAAAUAAACUCAGUGAAAAAAGACAACAUCACAAUCACAUCAAGUGCUGAUCUGUCUUUUGAGGACUGCUUUCCUGACAACAUGGAAGUCACAGCCAAGCAAGUCAUAGAUUGUAGUUCUGGUAAAUGUCCUGAUCCAGUCAGUCUGUCGGUGCCUCUGCUGCCAUCAUGCCUCCCUGCACCUCUGAGCCGUGUGACGUGGAUACUCCGUCCCGGUCGGCACGGCACGGUAAAGCUGAUUUCUCCCACCGGGCCCCUCAAGCAGUCCCUACCCGGACAGCUAUGUGAUGACAGUGUCACUAUUGAUGUGGCAGAAGAGAAUGGAGCAACUAUUGGGACCUUCUGCCCCGACGGAGCCAUACAGACCGUCCAGAUUCACACAAGUGUGUCUGUCACAUGGUGGUCCAGCAUGAAUGCUAAAGCACCAAGAUCAGCUGUGUUGAAUGCCAGUUUUGAAAAUGAGAUUACAGAAAGAUACAUAUUCACCGUUUUUCCAAAGAGAGACACCCCAGAACUUGUGGCUACUCCAGCUUGGCCAGCAGGAAUGAAGGCCUACUCCACCGUCUCCUGGAUUGUCUCAGUUCCUCCGAAGAUGGAGGCGCAGCUGAUUUUUACCAAGCUCAGCCAGCCCAAGUGCAGCAACCGCCACACCAACAUCCGGGUGCAAAGAAUGGGCAGCCCCGAGGAGGACUACAGCCGCAGGGAGGAUGAGGUGGCCAAUAGCGAGCUCACGGUCUCUGAGAGCUUCUACCUCAACAUGUCCAACUGUUUGCCUGAAAGAGGAAACUUCAGCGUAAUUACCAAGAUCUCCCUGCAGAAGAGCAAGGACCUUUUACUAAUCAAGAUCCUGAGUGUGGUGGCUGCUCUGCUGGUCAUUUUUGUCAUGGUGCUGGUUGUGGUCUGUGUGGUGAUUAGGAAGAAGAAGAAGAAGCUCAGUCAUGAAGUCUCUGUCUAUAAUCCAAAUGGCAUCAACUUCCUGCCAGGAUACAACGGACCCCCGAAAACACACGAAGACGAUGACGCUCACGUGUACACCUCCAUCGACGACACACUCGUCUACACACACCUGCUGAAAAAGGGUGCAGAUAUUGGCAUCUAUGGAGAAACAUACCAACCUUUCAUGGGACACACAGACUCUCAAAAGCCACUGCUCUCGUCACAGAAGGGUCCUCCACUUCCCAACAGGUCUCCGAGCCAAGACCAAACCCUGAUGGACCAAAGUGAGGACGAACAGCCUUCAAAUCUGGGGCCUCGGCUGGAGCCAGAGGGCGGCAACUGA
Pelmatolapia mariae (spotted tilapia) is the source of this 2172-nucleotide messenger RNA. It is a transcript of the gene cdcp1a, whose product is annotated as CUB domain containing protein 1a. The transcript has 9 exons. The coding region runs from base 1 to 2172 and encodes 723 amino acids. The record is from RefSeq and is a predicted model, not a curated record. Lineage: Eukaryota; Metazoa; Chordata; Actinopteri; Cichliformes; Cichlidae.